AGUGCCGCAGACCUCCGACCGCAGGUGAGGGGCCGCGCCGACGGCGACAUGCUGUGAUGUCACUUACCGGAUGAAGGCGCAGCUGCAGUUGCUUCACGUCAAAACAAUCCGGAAGACGACACAUCACGACGGAACUGUUGUUGGUGCUGAAUUAACACCGUUGGUGUUUUCAGGCAUGGUAGGGGAAAUUCAGAAUGCCGUCUAAUAACGGAGAAACCUAGCGAACUACGCGAAGGCUUCUCACCGUCCCAGGAGUCGGAAGUCGGUCAGCCCAGCCUCGCGUUUUGGAUUCAAAGUCCAUGCAAACACUGUAGCUGUUCGACAUAUUAAAGUGCCGCAGCUCAUCGUAGACUGGCUCAGAGUCAUCAUGGGCAAUGGAAUGAAUAAGGUUGUCGAUGGGCUCUACCUUGGGAAUAUAAGAGAUGCAGAAAACAGAGAAAGUCUGUCUAAGAAUGGCAUCACCCACAUCCUGUCUGUGUACAACAAUGCUAAGCCUGUGUUUGAGGACAUGACGUACCUUUGUAUUCAUGCAGCUGAUGCUUCCAGCCAGAACCUAUUACAGCAUUUUAAAGAGUGCAUCAGCUUCAUCCAUGAAUGUCGCCUGAAUGGUGGAUCUUGUCUUGUUCACUGCCUCGCAGGUGUGUCCCGCAGCACUACCAUGGUGGUGGCCUACCUGAUGACUGUCACACACUACAGCUGGGAGGAGUGUCUGUCUGCUGUCAAGGCUGUUCGCUCUUUUGUCGGCCCAAAUUAUGGCUUCCAGCAGCAGCUGCAGGAGUACCAGACGACACAAGUCUUAGAGUACCGAGCUUGGUUAAGAUCCAGUUUCCAUCCCAGUCCCUUCAAUGACCAGGAGCAGGUGGGAGCCCUGCUGAGCCAGUACACAGAGCAACAGGCGAGCCAGAGGAGAGGAGCAGACCAGCGCUGGCUAAAUCAGGGUUUAGGUGUCUGUGCUCUGCCAUCUGAUCCUGAUGAUUCUGAAGGCAGCAGCUGAAACAUGGGCCUCUGGCCAUGCCAAAGUUCUGCCCAACUCUGUCUGGAAUUAGAAGUAGAUAUUAUUCUGUACUCAAUUCCAAAUCAACCCCUAAGUUAUAUACAACCUUUAUACAACACCAAAUGCCUAGGGUGAAUCAAAUGUCCCCUUAUAAGCCAAGCCUUCUUUCUUUUUUUUUUACAAUCGUUUAUUUGCAUCAGUCAUAGUCAUUUUUAAGCAAUGGACGUUGAUUUAGAAUUGGGCUACCGACUGUUGUUCACUACCAGUACCUCCCACGCUCACUUAACUGAGUACAGCCACAACAGGGGUAUCAGUGCUCACAGAUGCCUUACUCUAAACACCUCAGCACCUUAGCCAUGAUGAAUACACUAUACUUCCAUGUGGUCACUCUACACCUGCAAUUUUCAGCUUGGUAGCCUUAAAUCUGUGACUGAUUAAAGCUGUCUUAAAGGAACAGUUUGCCUGUAAUUAGGUGGAUGACCAGUCUGUGAUGGUGGAAAGUGAAAUCCACAAAUCUACAAAUCCAAUUAUUCUGACCAGUUAUUCAGACAAUGUACCAAAUUUCAGGCCUUUCCAGGCUCUGAAUGGUAAACUCUUUGAUCAGCACUGCAGCUUGGGAAGUUACCAUGCUUGCGGCUUAAAAUUCAUAUAUAUAAAAAUAAUGUACGUUCUACUGAAAGCAAGUUCUACUGCUUGUCAAAUGUGUAGACACAAUUGACACUGUGUGUACCAGUAAAAUACACCAUAACCAAACCAUGGUCAUGGUGUCGUUAGCAGAUACACUUGACACUUACAGAUGUUACUACAACAACACAUAUUACAGUUGCACAUCACUGCCACAGAAAAAGCAUUUGUUUACACCCAGUUGGAUACUGUUAUUUCAUUCCAGUUGGUAAUUUUUGUUUAAUUUGGUUCAUUUUUAGGAAAGUUUCAAGCCGUGUAUAAACUAUAUGUAAAAUGCAAGCAUCAGAAUCCGGCACCAACAAUUGACAGUGGAAUAAAAGAGACUUGAUAUCAAUCAACAUGGGUGGAAAGCUGGGGAGGAAAAGCUGUGAGUUGGCUCUGUCAGUUCCCAGUAACUCUGUCCAAGCAAACUGUUGGUGAUUUAUCUCUUAUCAGGCAGAGAGGUCAAAAGACAAAAAGUGCAACAGCCAAGCCCUAUGUAGUCUUUCCAACAACAACUGGUAUCAGAUAAGCCAGGGGUGGCAUUUGUUAGGAAACUAUGCUGCUUCAGUUGGCUGCAGAGUUGUAGAGGUCAUUGGUUCAUAUCAUGGCCAUUUAAAGACACACAUCUAGGAGUAACAUAUGGAGUAAGUAUCAAAAUUGGCAAAUGGUUCCUUUAAGUAAUACAUAACAGGUUAAGCUGGGGAGCUACAUAAAAUAUAGCUGAGUAAAACUAUGUCUACACAUGAAGGAUGUCUUCAAGUCUUCCUGAUUUUACUGAAGCCAGGUUUAUCUUUUUAUUGUGACAAAACUGAUUUUGAGGGAAUUUGUGUUAUAAAUUCAUGGGUACCGUUAAUUUUUUAAGAGUGCGUAUUUAUGGAUUUUUUUUUUGUUUGUUUUAUAAUAAAAUGCAGUGAUUGACAAAAAAAUAUGGAAAUGCUAAUAAAUGUGUAAUAUCAACACCGUG
Molecule: messenger RNA, 2624 nt
Organism: Xiphias gladius (swordfish)
Lineage: Eukaryota; Metazoa; Chordata; Actinopteri; Istiophoriformes; Xiphiidae
Gene: dusp22a
Product: dual specificity phosphatase 22a
Exons: 7
Coding region: 368-994 (208 amino acids)
Biological process (GO): positive regulation of JNK cascade; protein dephosphorylation; transforming growth factor beta receptor signaling pathway
Cellular component (GO): cytosol
Molecular function (GO): protein tyrosine/serine/threonine phosphatase activity
Source: RefSeq, a predicted model, not a curated record